This is a messenger RNA of Gryllus bimaculatus (two-spotted cricket), 3061 nucleotides long. Lineage: Eukaryota; Metazoa; Arthropoda; Insecta; Orthoptera; Gryllidae. The record is from the annotation of a GenBank genome assembly.
UUUGUUAAAUGCGCAGAUGCCAGAAAUUUUCGCCUUCCCGGUGGCCGUGAUGUCGCCUGUAGCGCUGCUGCUGAAGUCGGUCAUGAAGGAGUCGCCGCCCGCAGAGGCCUCGCAGAAGGAGCAGGCGGAGGCCGCGACGAAGAACGCGAACGAAAAGAGCGCAGAGGAAUCCAGGAAAGCGGCGAACAAACGCUCCGAGGAAGCAACGGCAGAGAGGGCAAAAAAUGUGCUGGAAGAUUCCUUAAAAUCUUUAUCCGGAACACGAAGGGAGACUACUAAGGAAACAGAAAAGGAGGUAAUGAAGAUGUUGGAUGAAGCAAAGAUAGUGGAAACAUUGAGGGACUCAUCAACUUCAGCACACAUACGGCCUGAGAUUAUUCGUGCAUCAGGUGACUGUGUUUAUGACGUGCCACCUUCGGAAGGUACCAGAGCUGAGAGGAAACGGCAAAUUGUGGAUCAGUUUAGCGAGGAAGAGAUGAGAAAUAUUGAAAAUUUCAUGCGCAGCAAGCAGCGAGAGGAACUGAGCGGUGACGAAGACGAGGUGCUGAGCAUUGACGGGGAGAUGUCGGGCAAGACGACGCCGUCCUACUUGUGCCGCGGCUGGGACGAGGACCCCACGUUGUCGUCGGAGCCCGCGACGGCCUCUGCGGCGACCGUCUCCGGCGCGCGCGACGCGAGUGCCGUGCAGACGACGUCCGACCUUCUGGACGAGCCCAGCGACCGCAUGCGUCCUGGCGGCUCUCCGCCCAUGGCCGUCUCCUCCCAGAGCUUCCACAUCAACGACAGCUCGGUGGGUCAUGGCGCCUGCCCACUUUUCACGCUGUUCGCUGGGGAUUGCUUGCGAAGGAUGGUUUCUUUACAGAGCAGCGAUAUGAGUUGGGACACACCAAGUCCUGGCGACUCAUCACCUCCGGGGAUCCCGUGGUCUCCGCCGCAAUCCACAGCCUUUCUCGAGAGCUCUAUGAGGAAGUCACUCGAAGAACUCACGCUCUCGGAGGCAUCUGAUAGAAAAUCACCACCAACAAGAUUACCACUGUGCGGAGCUAUAACAUCACCGCCAAAUGUCUCCCCGUCAACCACAUCGUUUACUGAAUCAACAGAGUCUCCGUCGCCUCUCCAGAGGUCGUCCUCGUCACCGUCCCCUGUGACGUCACCUGUGGAAUCGAUUACCGCCUUCCAUUUGGCCCUCGAUUCUAAAGUAUCGUCCCUUUCAGAGGACGCUCAACCCCCGAAUGCCUCGGCAGAUCAACCAUCACCUCGUAGCUUGGCGUGCUCAGGACUGGUGUCACCAAUGCAAGAAUCACUGCCAAACUUAUCGAGUCCACAAUCGCCGCUAAAACACUCAACAGUUUCUCAACAAGCGUUGGUAUCUUCCGUAUCAUCAUCUCAGGAAUCAACGACUUUGAUGGAGUCACCCCAGAUGUCUUCGACAGCAACGUCUGUGUGGCAGUUUCCUCAACAAUCAGGUGAAAGAACGCCUUUUGGAAACGAGUCCAAACACACGAUACGAUCUUUAGUUGACGCUCAUUCUGGUGAACAAUCAUCGACCACUAUGUCAUCCACGCAGUCGCUGACGUCUACUCCAUCACCCACUCAGCUGUCGUCUGCAUUCGAACCCACUCAACAAGGGACCUUAUUAUCGUCUCCGCAAUCCCUUUCAAUGUUGGAGACGUCAAAAGUAUCAACGUUGACAGAAUCACAGUCACUACAGAAAUCAUCUUCAUCAUUGUGGCAAACAUCUGAAAUAUCAACGCUGACAUCAUCACUAGAGCUAAGCUCCAAACAACCAACGGAUCUGGAAUCCGAUCAUGAAACAGAAAUGUUGUUUACUGGUCCUCUUCCACAACCGCUUCCUUCAUCUACAUUAUCGUCUCCCACUCAGUUAUCACCCAUAGAGGAGGCUCAACCAGAAAUUUCACAGUCGCCAUCGCCAACAGCAUCGGCGUCGUCUUAUAGGGAGUCGCCUUGCUUGCAAUCUCAGUCUCUACAGUCAUCAUCAGUAUGGCAAUCAUCUACCCUAUCUGGAAUUACUUCGCCGUUUGAUCCCUCUUCAAAACAAUCGAUUGAAACUAUAUUGGCAACUUCUCCAGAGCGGCCAUCCAGUUCCACACAUGCGUCAUGCUCAUCACCUCUGGAAACAGAAUUAUUGCAACAGCAACUUUUGCAGUCUCCUCUCUGUCUGACUUCAGUGUCAUCUCUGACUUCAUCAUUAACUGAUUCAACGCUUAAAUUAUCACCGUCAUCAGCAGUGGAAUCGCUUCCUCAAUCCCGAGUCAUAUCUCCAGUGGAACCGAAACUACCAUCAUCACCAAUGUUGCAAUCACCAACAGUUUCAGGAGCUGACACACCAUUGGGAGAUUACUCAAUGAGUACGGGUUUAAGAUCUGCCUUUGAAACAAUUCAUAUAUCGGGGGUAACAUCACCUUCGGGAGAGGAUUCAGAUCAGUCGCCGCCAACGUCACGUCCUGUUUCGGGAUCGCUCCACUGCCUCUCGUAUUCUACGCUGUCAACCUCCGGUUCGCCUUCUCCCUCGCAAUCAUCAUCACUGCCGGAGUCUCCCACGUCUAAUUUGCCUCUGCAUCAUUCAACGGAAGUCGGAAGCACUGUGGAUGCAUUUUAUGAAGCGAUGUCGACCCCGUUAUUGCAGCAACAUGAGAUCUCGUUGGAUGCAGCGUCCAAACAACUGACACCUGCUGAGUCAAUAUCAUUGACUGGUUCUUCAGCAUCUUCCAGGCGGGCAGCGCGCUGCUCGGCCGCUGCCGGAGCGCCCACGCCGCCCACGUCGUCGCUGGAGGGCGGCAGCAGCAGCGGCUCCUUCCUCCUGUCGUCGCUCCCCGCCACGCUCAGGGCCCUGGACCCCGCCGCGCCCCUCGCGCCCCGGCCCCGCCGCGACCCCGCCGCCGACCACCGCCUCUCCAUCGUGGAGGAAGAGACAACAGUGCCCUCUGUGGACAGCGGAGGUGCGACGGGCACUAUUUCCAGCGGCAGCUCGGAGAGCAUCCCGUGCAACCUCGCCUCCUCCUCUGACUACGACCCCAUCGACAUGUCCUACUCUGGAGUC